GAAUGGUCAUGCCCAUCUUUUGACCCCGUAGAGGGUAUUAAACCUCCAUUUUUGGAGUCAGGAAGUCGGAUCCGCCUCAAAAUGAUGAGCUUGUUGUUAUGGCACUCAAGAGUCUUAGCAGUUUGGAGAUCGGAUGAGGAUUAUGAAGAUGAUGAUAUCCCCAGUGUAGUUCCAAAGACGCAGAGGAGAGAAAACGCUUUCAAAUAUUUCAUCACUUCAAGCUCACAAGCUUCAAGAAUUCAAAACUUGAUUGCUACCUUAUAUCACGACUCAGCUUACGACUUUGACUUUCUUAUCGAAUGUCACAAAGACGUCAUCACAACAGACAUCUUCACAAAAGGACUCAUAGACAUUCUGAAGCAAGCCCUUGCACAGAAAAAAACGCCUGCAAUCCAGAGAUCAGUUUACAUGUGUCACAAAGACCUUUUCUCGUGCGAGUACACCUUGAAGCAGAUUAAAGUGAACAACAUAGCCGCUAGCAUGGGAGCUCAUGCUGAAAGGGUUUCCAAGCUUCAUCGAAGAACGAUAUUUGAACUUGGUUACGACAAAGAAACAAUUGAAAAGGCUAUUCCAAAGAACGAGCCUGUGAAACUCAUAUCUGUAGCUAUUUACAAAGCGAAACUCUAUUCAUGUCGCGAUUCUCUAACACUUGUCGUGGUUGAGUAA
This is a messenger RNA of Cylicocyclus nassatus, 666 nucleotides long. Lineage: Eukaryota; Metazoa; Nematoda; Chromadorea; Rhabditida; Strongylidae. The record is from the annotation of a GenBank genome assembly.